This is a messenger RNA of Brassica napus (rape), 2959 nucleotides long. RefSeq names its product protein trichome birefringence-like 8. The coding region runs from base 1586 to 2959 and encodes 457 amino acids. Gene Ontology annotation, molecular function: O-acetyltransferase activity. The record is from RefSeq and is a predicted model, not a curated record. Gene Ontology annotation, cellular component: Golgi apparatus. Lineage: Eukaryota; Viridiplantae; Streptophyta; Magnoliopsida; Brassicales; Brassicaceae. The transcript has 3 exons.
UAUUUUUAAUUUAAUUUCAAAAUUAAUUUUAUAAUAUUUUUAAUUUUUUCAAUUUUUGGAAUUUUAAAGAUCUUUUAAUGUGUUAGUAACUCCAUUGAAAGUGCCACUAGCCCAGUGGUAAAAUACCUUGCAAUUUGUCCCAACCAACCUGAGUUCGAAUCUAAAGGUCUACUUCUUUUUAUUUUCAAAUCACGUAAAACGACGUUGUUUCACUUAACACCAAUAAUAAACGACGUCAAAUUUUUCUGUUAAAUUUGCUGACGGCGUGCUAAAUUGGCAAGUCAACGAAAACAUUGUUAAUUAAUUCUAAAGUAAAUGAAAGUUUUGUGUUUUUUUGGCCAGCUCAAAAGUUCAUGUUUUUUUUGGCAAUUCGUGCAAAGUUCGUGUUUUUUUUGGCCGAAUUCUCUUAUUUAUUUAGUUAUUUACCAUUCAGCUAACUUGAAAACAUAUAUGAAAAAACAAAGAGGAUAUUUUUCUCCUACAUUGGAGGCAGAGAUUUCUAAAAGAAGUAAAUAUGGUCCAUUAUUUGAUGCCUGAGGUUGAGAAUCUGAGAUAAUUCAGUGAAGCUUGCAGAAAUCAUUUGGAAACUUGUAUCAUGUCUAUGCAUAUGUAUACUCAAUGAUGAUGAAAGAUUAUUUGGAAAGUGUUGAUCAUGGGAUGAGAUUACAAGAUGAAAAGAGUGUGGACCUAACUUUUUUUUUGGAACACAAAGUGUGGGCCUAACCAAUAGAUUAAAGAAUAGUGCAUAGCAUGUGUGUAAAAUGUUUAUUACAUCGUCUUUUCUAUCUGGUCCAGAGCAAAACCUUAGGACCAUUUUAUUCUAUUUACUCUAGUUUUGUUUCUCAAUUGUUUUUUUCUUUUGCAUCGCAAAAAAAGUGUAGAAGGAAUCUCUGAAUCAUUUUUAGAAGAUACUUUAACAAAAAUAAGUUUAGGUCCCAAUUGUUUCUUGGAGUUUUGAGUUCGGGUUUGCGUUUGCGUUUCUAUGAUUAGAAUAUAACAUGAUAACGCAAUUGCAAAUGCAAACUCAAACGAAUAGAUCGGGACUUUAGUAUUCUCCUUCGUGUUUAUAUUUAGAUAUUCUUCUAUUUGGCUCCUUUAAGUGCUUGUUGAUAAGCUCACAUUAUCCCUUUUUAUCUUCGAGGGUUUUCAUCCACCAGUUCAAUGAAGUCUGUUCUCUAUUACUAUAGCUUAUAUAAAUAAAACAAACCAUCUCUUUCAAUAUGUAAAAAUACUUUGUAUACGUACAAAACUUGUAAAUAUACCCGCGUUUAUUAUAAGAAGAAAACCAUCAAGUUAAUUUAUGAAUAGCUUUGUUUUAUUGUCCAGAUGAUCGAUCUAAAUUAAACAUGUACCCGAAAGUGCGAGAAAACUUCUUUUACUGUACGUUAAUUGAUUUUGUGAGAGGCAUCUAUUAAUAUUUGUUUCUGUCACAUGCAUGGGAUUAAUAGGGGAAUCUUACGAGUUAUUACGUUACCGGAACAUGUAUGUAUUUAUUAAAACUUUCCUCUGGCAAAAGAAGAUCGCAUUCAUAAUUUUCACGUCUCUUCUUUACAAAGACAAGAAGAGAUAGAGAUUUUAUGCGGACAUGGAUCAUCAUCAAGAAUCAAAUUCUCUAAAGCAGCUCUUCCCUCUAUCUUCAUCUCCUUUCUUCUCAACCUUCAAGACCAAGAAACAUAUUUUUGUGGGGACUUCUCUUCUCAUCAGUUUCCUAAUAAUCUCCGUUAUAUUCGUCGAUCUAGCCCGCUUCGAGCCUCAUCUAUAUUUUGGAUUCUUAUCUUCAUCAUCGAAAACACUAACGAAGGAACAAAGCAACAAUAACGUAUGCGACUAUUCGUACGGAAAAUGGGUUCGUAGACGACAACUUGACCCGGAAGAAACGUCUUACGGAGAAGAGUGUCGGUUUCUGGAUCCUGGUUUUCGUUGUCUGAAUAACGGAAGAAAAGAUUCUAGUUUCCGACAAUGGCGAUGGCAGCCACACGACUGCGAUCUUCCACGAUUCAACGCAAGAGAUUUUCUGGAGAGGAGUAGGAACGGGAGGAUUGUGUUCGUCGGAGAUUCCAUCGGAAGAAACCAAUGGGAAUCUCUUUUGUGUAUGCUUUCACAAGCCGUGUCUAACAAGUCUGAGAUAUAUGAAGUAAACGGGAACCCAAUAAGCAAGCAUAAGGGUUUCCUCUCAAUGCGGUUUCCAGAACAAAACCUAACGGUCGAAUAUCAUAGAACACCUUUUCUUGUCGUGGUUGCUAGACCACCUGAGAACUCACCGGAAGAUGUCAAGAUGACUGUUAGAGUAGACGAGUUUAACUGGCAGUCAAAAAGAUGGGUCGGGUCUGAUGUUCUGGUCUUCAACACAGGACAUUGGUGGAACGAAGACAAAACCUUCAACUCAGGUUGCUAUUUUCAGGAGGGAGGUAAAUUGAACAAAACAAUGGGAGUAAUGGAGGGAUUUGAGAAGUCUUUGAAGACAUGGAAGUCAUGGAUAUUAGAAAAGCUAGAUUCUGAGAGCAGCUAUGUCUUCUUCAGAAGCUUUUCUCCCGUGCAUUACAGGUCUUGUUUCGCAACAAUCUAUGUGGGUGGAAUCAGAGACAAGAGUCUAGAAUCUAUGGUUUUAUUAAGCUUUUUGGGGUGUUGCAGGAAUGGGACAUGGAACUUGGGUGGUUUGUGUGAUGCAGAUACAGAGCCAGAGACUGAUAUGAUGAAAAUGGAACCUGACCCUAUCCACAACAGUUAUAUCUCUGAAGUAAUACAAGGAAUGCGGUAUGAACAUAGUAAGGUUAAGUUUUUGAACAUUACAUAUCUGACCGAGUUCAGGAAAGAUGCUCAUCCUUCGCGGUAUCGAGAGCCAGGAACUCCUGAAGAUGCUCCUCAAGAUUGCAGUCACUGGUGCUUACCCGGUGUGCCCGACACAUGGAAUGAGAUCCUCUAUGCGCAGCUGUUGGCAAUGAAUUACCGAACAAAAUGA